CUGCCAUACGAAGAAAUGGAAGGGUUGAGAUCCCUUAAAAGCUUAACCAUUGACAACUGCAGCAGCCUGAUUUCUCUCUCAGACGGCUUCCACCAUCUCACAGCCCUCGAGCAAUUGUCGAUAAUGAGUUGUCCAAAACUAACUUGGCUGCCAGAUGGUUUUCACGAUCUGUCUUCCCUUAGGAGUUUAAACAUAGUAUCUUGCCCGAGUCUGGAUUACCUUCCGGUGAGCCUGCAACACGCGACAGCACUGCAGAGUCUGGUGAUUCAUAGCUGGCCGGAUUUGACAGCUCUGCCAGAAUGGUUUGGUAGAUUUUCUUGUCUGAGAUCUCUGGCGAUUGUGGAAUGCGAAAAGCUCAUGUCAUUGCCUCAAGGGCUACAAAACCUCACCAAACUCCAGCUCAUAUCAAUCCAAAAAUGUCCAAUUCUCGAAGAUCGUUGCAGAAGGAAAGGCAUGCUGUGGCAAAGGAUAGCACACAUCCCUCAUAAAUACAUUGGAUCACUGAAGCUAUGAUCACAAUAACCCCAUUAAUAAUCGACUCUUAUAGUUACAUA
Messenger RNA from Salvia miltiorrhiza (redroot sage), 554 nucleotides. RefSeq names its product disease resistance protein ADR1-like. The transcript has a single exon. NCBI's taxonomy places the organism in Eukaryota, Viridiplantae, Streptophyta, Magnoliopsida, Lamiales, Lamiaceae. The coding region runs from base 16 to 513 and encodes 165 amino acids. The record is from RefSeq and is a predicted model, not a curated record. Gene Ontology annotation, biological process: defense response to fungus.